UUAUUGGUGUUGUGUGCUGUUUUGAAAAUAAACUUUUGAAAUAAAAAUCUUAGGCCUAAUUUUAAAAAAUGGGCAAGAAAAAGAACAAGAACAAGGUUAGCGGCGCUGUUAAAACUGCUGCUAAAACUGAAAAGAAAUUGGCGAAUAAACUGAAAAAAGAAUUAGCGAACCUGGGAGAGGAAGAUAUAGCAAAAGUAAUAGCUGAGAUAGAGCGGGAAGAAGCGAAGCGUGGUCAGGCGUCAGAGAAGACCCUUCCCAGUCCGCCGUCGCCCAGGGCCUAUGCCUCACUGACCCCGCAUCCCACCACUAACGAGCUGAUUCUGUUCGGCGGAGAGUACCAUAACGGUCAGACUACUCAAGUAUACAAUGAACUGCUGUUGUUCAACCCGGACAAGAACUCGUGGCGGCAAAUAAAGGCACCCGGCGCGCCGCCGCCGCGCAGCGCGCACCAAGCUGUCGCCACACCUGCUAAUAAGGGUGAGCUGUGGGUUUUUGGAGGAGAGUUCACCAGCCCCACUGAGACACAGUUCCACCAUUACAAGGACUUGUGGUGCUUCUCAUUUGCAGAAAAGAAAUGGGAAAAGGUUCAUGAAUAUGUAGGGAGAGGGUAG
Ostrinia furnacalis (Asian corn borer) is the source of this 611-nucleotide messenger RNA. RefSeq names its product kelch domain-containing protein 4. The record is from RefSeq and is a predicted model, not a curated record. Bases 69 to 611 code for a protein of 180 amino acids. Lineage: Eukaryota; Metazoa; Arthropoda; Insecta; Lepidoptera; Crambidae. Gene Ontology annotation, molecular function: protein binding. The transcript is spliced from 5 exons.